Molecule: messenger RNA, 2562 nt
Organism: Ascochyta rabiei
Lineage: Eukaryota; Fungi; Ascomycota; Dothideomycetes; Pleosporales; Didymellaceae
Exons: 1
Coding region: 1-2562 (853 amino acids)
Source: RefSeq, a predicted model, not a curated record
AUGGCGAACGAGCACCAUCACAUUGGGAGAACAGGUGCAGCGGGCACGAGCAUAAUACCCACUACCCUCACCACAACGCCACCCACAAUGUCUGCAGAAGAGGAAGUACCGGCCGACGUCGAUGAGCCUCCUGAACAAGGGCGCACUCCACGACCGGCACCGCUGAAGAUUCAGCCCUCGUCGACAUCAUCCUUCACCAAGAUUUCGAAACCAGCCAUAGACCGCAAAACUUCUCUCUUGACCACCGCCUUGAAAUCCGCCUCGAACACGAGCUCGCCUGUCGACGACCACUCCGACAGGGAUCCGCCUCGCGGCAUGUCGUGCAUCUCCACGUGGAGCAACAGCACCAUUUCGACCACUGAUCUGACGAGUGACGGAGGCUUGACAAGUCCAGGCACAAGGACGUGCACCCCGAGCCCACCACUACCCUCCACCAUGAUCCACACCAUGCUGCCGCCCUUUACAAAGAAGCCCUCCGAGCAGCGUAUUACCUUUGUUGGCCAGGAACACGAUACCGCUGCACCACCCAAGACGGCACCAUCCGUUGGUGAGCAGGGAGUCGAGGCAACCUUGGGCAGGAAGAGGCGCAUCAUGUUUGCUUGCGGCGGCAACAAAGAAGAGAAGAAGCCAGUGGAGGCACCCGUGAAGCCAGCGACACCCCCGCCCACACAAGAACCGCCCAAGCGUGCUUGCACCAUCAAGUUCGCCUGCCCCACCAAAGUCUCUACAGAGGCUCCCUCGAGACCCAAGGCCCAGCGCCGUGCGGCAAGCCCAGCGCCAGUGGCACGUGGGAUACCUUCGUCACCGAAGCCAUCCCCAAGAGCCCACCGUGACUCGGACUCGACCGUUCGCAACAAUUCUCCCAUCAGUGUCCGCAAGGUAUCCAUCGUCGACCGAACCCGUCGCUUGAGCCAGAACGCGGACCUCGCCCACACAGAAGCCUACCGUUUCCACGAGUUCGCAAGCUCAGAGGAAGAGGUCGAAGAAUGGACGCAAGAGGUCACAUGCCACCGAAAUCGACUUACCAUUGGCGACACGCUCAGAGUGGAAAACAACCUCCGUCAACUAGUAGAAGAGGUCGAAGAAGAGGCCCUGGAAGACGAUGAGGACGAUGAGGAUGAUGCAGCAGAUGAUGAAGAUGACGACGACGACGACGACGAUGAUGAUGAUGAUGAUGACGAUGAUGACGAUGACGCCGACGACGAGAAUAACAGCGACGCGUACAGCGAUGCUACCGAUGAAGGCUUCCAAACAGACGACGAAGAAGGUUUCGCAGUCUCGGACGACGAGAGCGACGUAGGAUCUGAUUACAACUGGUGGGCCCCAGGAGCUUCGACUGCAGCCACGUCCGUCGAUCAUAUUGGUAAUCUUCGACCCAAAAACCACCGCACUGUUUCCGAGUCGUCGAUUGGUUCUCUCGAGAGCCGGAAAAACGGACUCAAAAUGUUUGAGCGAGAGGACGGUCAGCGUGCAGAGGGUCCGUCAGGCCCAUCGGUCAGGCGCAAAAAAUCAAAGCCGGUGAACAUCCGCAUACCAAGCCCAGAGCUUCCCGACAGCACCGACUUCGUUUGCGGAACCCUCGAUGAGGAUCGACCAGCAGAGGAGGCUUACAUAUCGAAUCUGGAACGUCGCCGCGCAGCCAAGCACAAGCCGGCACCCCAGGACAUUGACCCCAGCUUCCCAGCUUCUGAUCCUGAGCUGGUUGAUGAAGACGAGGAGGACGAGGUGGACGACAUUGAGAACCCUUCCGAAAGCGACAAUUACUUCAUGAUGCACGGACGAAUGGACCUCAUCGACGGUGCACCACGUGGACGUCGCAGGGACACUCUAAAGCAGCGCUCUCCUCCAGCAAACUCACCGAAACGAUUCCGUUCACCUCCACCAGCCAAGCGCGCUGUGCACCGAUCCCCUCCGCCUGCCAAGCGUGCAGUCCAUCGCUCCCCACCUCCCGCUAAACGUGCGGUUCAUCGAUCUCCGCCCCCACCCACUAAGAGGCUCAAUCACCGUUCUCCACCUCCGUCGAGCAAAAAGGCUGUACAUCGCUCCCCACCACCUCCGCGUGCGCUGUUUGGCAAAUCACCAGUACGCGCACGCUCCCCUGCGCCAGUUCGCCUUCAUUCGCCACCUCCGUCUCGUCACGGCACUGCCAACGUUCUGGCAUCACGACAGCGCUCUGCAAUGUCGAUCAAGUUUGGUGGUAUCGGCGAGCGACCAGCUUUGACAGUGUCGGCGUCCCUGCCCCGCACGCCCAUCACCGCCCACCACAACCCUCUCGAGUACGACGAAGAAGAGACGAGCACAAACGACAUGCCAGUUCGUCGUGCCAUCGACAUCCAGGUGGGUCUGGAAAAGAAAAGGCAACGACGUAGGGAACAGCUGUACAGGAAGCAACAUCGCAAGAGCACCAAAGAGAAGCGCCCGCCGCCUCCUGGACGAGGUGCAGAGCGUAUGCGUGGAAUCGGCCUGCAGAUGGCCGCGCACAAAGGCAAAACAACCGCCUUCAAUCCCUUCUAUGUUCCGGCAACACCGGAUCAGGAGCACAUGCACGUGCUGUCCGUAUAG